AUGGUGCGACAGCCUAAUUACCUGCGCAUGAAGGGGAAGGAGUACAAGGGUGACGUGGCCGAGAUCGGUGAGAGCGUGAACUACCGCCUCCCGAUGAGGACGCAGAUGAAGCUCGACGCGCGUUGGGAGUCAGACGGGGUGUUCCUGGGCAAGCUCGACCUCUCCGACGAGGUGAUCGUCGGCACACCGAAGGGCAUCGAGACUGUGAGGUCGACACGCAGGAAGGACGACGAGCACAGGUGGAACGCAGAGGCGAUCAGGAUGUUCGUCGGGGUGCCCUGGAACCCGAGGGUGCUAGUGGCAGACGCCCCAGGAGGUACGAGAAGGAAGUACAUCACGCGCGCCCUGAUCGCCAAGUAUGGGGCGACCGACGGCUGCCCUGGCUGCGCGGGCGACUCGCAGGUGCACGUCCCGAGGUGCCGGCUGCGCUUCGAGAAGAUCUUCGAGAGCGAGAAGUCACCAGGAGAGCCGAGGGCGGUGGCACCCAGGGAGGAGGAGCCCACGGCCCCAAGCGGGCCAGCCCAGCAGGCGCCCAGAGGAGUACCGCCACCGGCUGCAGCAGCAGUGGGCGCCGGCAGCGCGAGCGGUGCAAGGCCCGAGCCCAUGGCGAUCGAGGGGCAGUUUGGCCCCCAUGGCGACGAGGUGGUGACAACGCCUCGGACCUCGCCGCGGGGGGUGGUCGACGUCAUCGGCACGCCUAGCAGGAGGCUGCGUGAGGGAGCAGACUCGAGCGACGAGGCCAUGGCCAAGAGGGCUCGCGAGGUGAUGAGCAUCAUGGAGCUCGAGGUCUGUGAGGAGAGCGAGAUCGAGAUUGAGUGGGACAGGCUCACGCAGCACGGCAAGAUCUACCUGGACAUGUACACUGGCGAGGCGCUGGACCCCGAGUUGGUGCAGAAGGGCCGCGAGACCAAGGUCAAGAGGAUGCUCGAGUUCGGGGUGUUCGAAGAGAUCGACGAGAGCGAGGCCGUCGGCAAGAAGAUCGUGAACUCGGACUGGAAGGAUUCCCUGAAGCGCGAUGGCCUGGUGAGGUCGCGCCUGGUGGCCCAGGAGGUCGUCAAGGGCGACAAGCGCGAGGACGUGUUCGCAGGCGCGCCGCCCCUGUCCGCGAUGCGCUACUUGCUGUCGCGGGCGGCAAGCAAGGGGCAGGCGAGGAGCAUCGCCACGUACGACGUGUCGGUGGCGUUCUUCCACGCCAAGAUGACGGAGGAACUGAUCGUGAGGCCACCUGCCAUCAUGAGGAAGCCCAAGAAGCUCUGGAGGCUCCUGAAGACAGUGUACGGCACGCAGGUGGCGGCGAAGCUCUGGCAGGAGCUGAUCCGCGAGACGACCGCGACGGGAGGCUGGGACCCGAUCUGGGUGCUCCCCUGCGUAUGCUACAACGCGGACGCGGACAGCAUGAUGAUCUACCACGGCGACGACUUCGCCGUCGAGGGCCACGACGAGACGCUGGACAAGUGCGACGCGGUGCUGAGCAACUUCGAGGUGAAGAUCGCGCCACGCGUGGGCCCGACUGGGGUCCGCGAGGCCAAGUUCCUGGGCAGGACCCUGACCUGGUGCGAGGAGGGGUUCGGCUACAGGCCAGCGACGAAGCACGUCGACAAGUUGCGCAAGAUCCUCAGCAUGGACGGGUGCAAGCCGAUGGACACGCCAGGCUCGAAGGCCACGGGAGCAAACGUGCGCGACAUCGAGGAGAAGUUGAGCGAACACGACGCGGUCAUCUUCCAUUCGGCCGCAGGCGUGCUGCAGUUCAUCGUGCUUGAUCGUCCGGAGAUCCUGCUCGCCGACAAGGAGAUCCGGCAGGCGGUGGCAGCGCCUGACAAGCUCAGCAUGAUGAGGCUGAGACGCGUGGUACGCUACUUGACGGGAGAACGCGAGUGCUACACCGCCUACCACUACCAGGAGCAGCCGAAGGCCCUCGACUGCUACACCGACAGCGAUUGGGGAGGCGCCAAGGUGACACGCAAGUCGACUUCGGCUGGCGUGAUCGUGGCAGGGAGCCACUGGCUCGAGGCCUGGUCUGCCACGCAGCAGACUCGGGCCCUGAGCAGCGGGGAGGCCGAGCUCUACGCCAUUGUCUCGGGAGCUUCCCGAGGACUGCUGCUGAAGCACCUGGCGAGCGAGGUUGGCGACGACCUGGAGCUGAACAUCCUGAGUGACAGCGCAGCGGGCCGUGGCAUGGUCCAGAGGAUUGGAGUCGGCAAGGCCCACCACGAGAAGAAGUUCAACAUCAAGAAGGUCAGCACCGAUGCCAACCUGAGCGACAUCGGCACGAAGCACUUGGCGAGGACGAGGGUGCUCGCCCUGCUGGGAAAGAUCGGCGUGUUCGUGCAGAGCUCGAUGGGUAAGGCGUCCGUGCUCGCGUGUCUGUUCGGGCACACUGAGGGCAAGGCCGCGGAGGUAGCCGAGGAGGGGCCCAUCCUGUUCACCAUCCUGGUGGCGCUGGUGGUCAUGAUCAUGAGCAACACGGGCGUGACGGUGGCGCUGCUGCGGGGCUGCGGAUGCUUGCGGCGGUCGGCGCCUGAGCGGGCGGUGGCAACGCCUGACUCCGGCAGCAUGGAGCUCCCGGCAGUCAUCUCCAGCAGCGCGGUGGAGGCGAGCUCAAGUGCUACGCCGACUACCACUACCAGGAGCAGGUCGGCGGCCAGCUCGGCCGGCGUGCGGAGGGGAGUCAUCACCCAGACGCCGCUGACCUGGAAGAGCUACUGGGCGUCGCCACGCAUGGCGCGCCUGCCGGAGGGAGCGGACGGAGCGUUCCCCUGCGAGCUGGAUUGA
Prorocentrum cordatum is the source of this 2772-nucleotide messenger RNA. Lineage: Eukaryota; Dinophyceae; Prorocentrales; Prorocentraceae. The record is from the annotation of a GenBank genome assembly.